Messenger RNA from Chelonus insularis, 1972 nucleotides. It is a transcript of the gene Rnf11, whose product is annotated as RING finger protein 11-like. NCBI's taxonomy places the organism in Eukaryota, Metazoa, Arthropoda, Insecta, Hymenoptera, Braconidae. Gene Ontology annotation, molecular function: ubiquitin protein ligase activity. The record is from RefSeq and is a predicted model, not a curated record. Gene Ontology annotation, cellular component: ubiquitin ligase complex. The coding region runs from base 611 to 1162 and encodes 183 amino acids. The transcript is spliced from 2 exons. Gene Ontology annotation, biological process: ubiquitin-dependent protein catabolic process.
CAGACCUCACGGACGGCAGUUUACGUGUUGGUCUUGUGGUGUUGCAUUAUACUGUUUUCACUAUUCUCUGUAUUAUUCGUCAGCUGUUUAUUUCACAUAUAAGUUCUCUUAGUGAUAUUAUUCAUUUUAUCGUUAAUGUAAUGACCGUAAUUCGUGUAGAUAAAAAAUUAAUAAUAUUUUCAACGUUGUGUCGUCACGUCAAUUGUACUAGUGUAUAUUUAAGUUAUACAACGCAAAAGUCAACGAGGCUAAGCAACCAAGCGAAGCCAAGCUAGUCAGCUGUAGUCGGUUGUGACAGCUACAGUGUCAUCCAGUGAAAUCGACAUCAGUGUCAAUAUUGAAAAAAUUACUCAAGUAUGUGACAGAGGUACUUGGAUUGAUGACUAUUGUCAUUUACUAUCUGAUUUAACCAUUAUAACUUGCCGUUGUUAUCAAACAAGGCAACCUUAACCUUGAAUUCAGCAUCAUUAGCAUGCUAACUGUAUUAUUUUUGAGAAGACGCUGACCAGCACUUGCGUAUCAGCGUUUCCUGCUCUCUUCUGUUAUCCAUUUGGUUAGCUCUGCAAUCAAGAUUAUUCAAAGGAGAGAAAGUCCUUUACUAUUUUCCAAGAUGGGCAACUGUUUGAAAAGCAGUGGAGGUGGUCAAACAGACAAUGCAACGCUACUAAGUAAUAGCGUCGAUCCAGCAGUAACUAGAAGCUUGUCGCAAGAUCCGCUUAGUGCACAGGCAAUGCCUUAUAAUGAGUUGGUGGAUUCACGAUACCCGGCGAUAGCUACGAGAGAAAGACAUACACGAUCGACAGAAUCGAGUAUUGGCGGUCUUGGACUUGGUCAAGGAAUUGGUAUGACUGCAAGUAAUAUAAGAGGAACUGGAAUUAUUAAUUCUAGUACAAUAAAUGAAGAAGAACAUCAGAUGAGAAUCGCUAAACGUAUUGGACUUAUCCAACAUCUACCAUCAAGAGAGUAUGAUGGUACAAAAAAAGGAGAAUGUGUCAUUUGCAUGAUGGAACUGACAAUUGGUGAAGCUGUUCGUUAUCUUCCUUGCAUGCAUACUUAUCAUGCUGUAUGUAUCGACGACUGGCUCCUGCGUUCUCUCACGUGCCCUUCAUGCAUGGAACCUGUCGAUGCAGCACUUAUUAAUUCUUAUCAUCCAACAACUUAGUUUAUUUCUCAAUAUUCUUAUCCAAAUAUUCAGAUGACUGAUAAUUUGUGAGGAUAACGGUUAGGCAAUGGCUGUGUAAUUUUAUCUACACCCAAGAAUAAAAUGUUAGAUAUUUAACGAAACUUAGUGUGUAAUUGAUAAAAUGACUGUGGACGAUUUAUUUGUCUUUUUCUAUAUUUUUUUUUAACGUUAGAGGUUAAUUUUAGACUAAAAAACUAUUAUCAUGAGUAUAAUAAAAUAAUGGGUUAAAAAAAAAUUGGUGCACGUUGCUAUUGCCUAGACUAUCCUAAAAUAAUGAAGCAUCACAUAAUCACGUUGGAAAGCUUUGGUAUUACAAUAUUGCUAUAUUUUAUUGGCUUAAGUAAGGAUGAAUAAAAUGGAGCUGUGACAUAGUGGUUCGUUGACGACAAAAAUGAAUAUAAUUAUAGAUUAUAAGUAUAAAUAUCCGCUAUAGAUAUAAAUAUUUGAUUAGAAAUUUAAUACCAUUAUGAUUAACAAUAAUUAUUAUCUAUUUCUUUGUAUGUAAUAAGAUUAUACAUUAACUGUACAUAUUAAAAGAAAUCCCAUUUUAGCCAAAUUAUGUUGUGUAUCUGAAAAUGUAUUACACAAGACAGUGGGCUGCUUUUAUUCUAAUCAAUAAUUAUUAUUAGAAAAUCGAAAUAGAAUUAAUGUUAAGUGAAUUUUUAAAAUGCAAAUUGUAAUUCAGGUACAUGAUUUGCAGUGUUCAUUUUUAGCGCUGCUACAAAGAAAAAAUCAAUGAUUGAAAUGUUAGAAAUUUUUUUGAUAAUACAUUAUAAAUCAAAUUUUAAA